AUGUCGGCCAUCUCGGAGGAGGAACUUGAGAGGGAGGUCCGCACACUCAAACACUUGCGACGCAGGUCGGCGACUGGGACAGGUCCAGGCGAGCUCCCGUUGGACCCGGACCUUCCCCCACCAGAUUCAUUCCAGCAAGGGUCUGAAGCUAUGCAGUACUCGUCCAACGACGAUGUGACGCUCAGCUUGGACGGCGACUCGGGUCUGUUCUGGGUGCCAGCGCAUCUCCAUCCAGAACUAGCGCCGGGCGAGUUUCGCAACUUUCUCAAGUCGCACACGGUCGAUCCAGAUGCCGACGGCAGUGAUACGGACGAGGCCACGCUGGCGCGCAGCCCGUCGUGGCUCGCGCGUAGCAGGUCCAUGUCUGUCCACCUGAACCGCAAGAAGUCGAUGCUGUCCAAGCAGUAUACGCCUAGGCCUGGCGACAAUGUCGAGACGGAGAGAGUUCCUGUCAGGCGCGGGUCGUUGGCGGCGCGUCACACCGAGCAUGGCCCAACCCUCCGUGAUCUGCAGAAGCUUGAGGAGCUCGUCGACGACCCCGAGUUCACGCAGAACCCGGACAAGAUGCGCGAGGUCCUGCGGCGAAGCUUGAGCCAGCGGAUGCAACCUGGAUUGAACGAGACAACCGAAGGUGACGGUGAGACCGACGCACCCCUCCUCCCACCACGUACUGGAUCCAUCAUCCGUCGCACUGCGAGGACAAAGAUCCGCAAGGGACCAAACGAUGGCAGCCGACGGUACUCGUCUGGGCGGCGUCAGCGCAUCACUUCACCUAGCCAGCAGCACAUCCGCGGCGAAUCUUCCUCAAUGGAGGAUGGUGAUCGGCGCAGCGAUGAGCGACGCAGUGACGAGACGAGCGAAGAAACCAGCGAGGCAUUCCACGAGCCUGCGCCCGUCGCAGUGGAACACGUUCCCGCACACGACGACUCGACGGACGAAUCCCAAAUCGUCGAUGCGUACACGCGGGCGUCGGUAGUGGAACCUUACGAUGAUAGCAGGUCGCCGAGCCCUGACGAGCCUGCGCAGGCAGCUGUGCCGCACGGGCGGCAACGCCCUCACCUACAUCCUAUCAUCACGAGCGUCGAGAAGCCCGGGUUCACUCCGGCGCAGCAGGACGCCGACUUGAGCGCGGCUCUCCACGCUGUCACCUUGUUACCACCAUCUGGCGCCUCGGAGGACAUAUUCCAGGCGCGCCCGGACUCGUUCAUGGACAACUAUGCGGACGUGUACGCUGGGGACGAGGCAUAUCGGGCCUACCUAGAGGAGGAAGAAGAGGGGCCACCUGCACCUUCACCGCCGUCCGAGGCUGCUGCAGUGAUGCAGCAGCAACAGCCGCAGGUUCCGGGCCAGCAGGCUCUCUUGCCUGGAAUGGCGCCACCAUUACAGAGCAUGCCGCCCAGCAUGUCAACCUCUGGGCAACAGCGGCCAGUUCCUCCGACGCUGGUCAUCGGCCGCCCACCGUUAGCGCGCACAGACUCGAACGCGUCGGUGCAGUCAUCUGCAUCUUCUACCGCGACUGCGACCUCCACUUCGACGACUCCACCUCAUCACCACCCUGGCCGAGAGAAGGAGAAGGAGAAGAGCCGGAAGGGUCUGUUCGGCAAGAAACACAGCAAGGAGAAGGACAAGCCUAAAAAGGAGAAGGACGGACUCUUUGGCGGCCUGUUCGGAGGCUCAAAGAAGAAGCAAGAGGAGGCCUCGUCGGUUUCCAACUUUGCGACCGCUGGGCCUGCAGCUGCCGCCGCACUCCUUGGCACAUCCAAAUCUGCCAGGUCGCUCCAGCCUUCAGGCGCGUCAUCGCCCACCUCGCCGGGAUUUUCCAACUUUGCCCGCUAUCCGAUUCAUGUCGAGCGUGCUGUCUACCGCCUCAGUCACAUCAAGUUGGCGAAUGCGCGCCGGCCCCUGAUUGAGCAGGUGCUCAUCUCGAACCUCAUGUUCUGGUACCUCGGCGUCAUAGGCAGAGCUGCAGGUCCCGCGGAGGACUCAAAGCCCGGCACGGUCAACGGUCUCGACAAGGACCGCGACGAGACCCAGCGUACUCCUCCGCCCAAGGGAACGCCACCCCUAUCGCCGGACUCUGGGCAGUUUGAGGACAAGAGUGCACAUCUGCGCCAGCAGCUGUCCACGUUACAGCAGCAGCCGCGACGGGACGAGCAGCAGCAGGAAUUGUCGCCUCCACUGUCGCCGUCGCCGACUCGCAAGACGGGUCUCGUUAAGCCGGAGCGCAGCAGAAACGCAAACAACAGCGAGGCAGCUUACCGCGCGCCACAGUAUGGCAAGCAGAAUGCGCAGAUGGAGCAGGAGAUGCGUCCUGCGCAGCUCAAGCCAACUCCGCAGCCGCCACAGCAGCAGCAGUCCACUCAUCGCACAUCCCCACCCCCUCCACAGCGAGAGCAGCAGCAGCCUCCGGCGUCUUACCCGCAGGCUCCUGCACCCGCCCCUCGCACAUCAUCCAUACCAUCCAAUCCUCAGCGCACGCGGUCCCCUCCAUCACCAGCACACCAACAUCCGCAAACGUGGCCCGAGUAUCCACCAGGAGUUGCCCCGCCGCGACCGCAGCAAUUUGCCCCUGGCGGUGGCCGACCCAUCUCGCAGCAGCCCGAGCGCCGGCCCCAACCUCCACCAGGCGCCCAACCAGCUCGUCCCCAGCAGCCGGGCAUACGCCCGCCCCCUCAACAGCAACACCAGGGAGCACAGCAGACGGCCAAUGGAUCCAUGCGAUCUGACCGGCCAAUGUACGCGCCGUACCCAAGUGGUGGCGGUGGUGGGCCUGCACAGCGUAACGCAGGCCAACCUGGCCAGGGAUACCCGUAUCCCCAGCAAUACGCUCGGCCUGGGCACCACGGACCCCAGCCUGGCCAGAUAUUCUCGGCUCAGCCCGGUCAGAUAUUCCACCACCCGCAGUACCAGAACCAACCGCGGCCCCCUGGUGCCGCACCAGCUCAGAACAGGGGAGAGCCGCAACGGUUACCACCUGGACAACAGCAGGGGCCGGCCCUGGCGCAGACGCCACCUAGACGCGGGUCAUCCAACGCGCCCGCGGACCCGUACGGGCGCCAGGGCUACCAGCAGGGCGGGCAGACGUCGCCUACCAAUGGCGGAUUUUAUUCUCAGCAACGUCCACCUGGUCAGUACCAGCAGUACCCGUCAGGCCAGCAGCGCGCACAGCCAGUACCGUCUGGCCAAUAUCCGCACCACCGGUGA
Molecule: messenger RNA, 3204 nt
Organism: Cutaneotrichosporon cavernicola
Lineage: Eukaryota; Fungi; Basidiomycota; Tremellomycetes; Trichosporonales; Trichosporonaceae
Exons: 3
Coding region: 1-3204 (1067 amino acids)
Biological process (GO): establishment of cell polarity; positive regulation of G2/M transition of mitotic cell cycle
Cellular component (GO): cell septum; cytoplasm
Source: RefSeq, a predicted model, not a curated record